AUGGCGAUACCGUAUAAUACAUUAGCACAGUCUCUACAGGGGAGGAGUAGCUGCUUCGUCCCCAAAGCCUUGUGCCUCAGAGAUGCAAACCAGAGAAGCAGAUCCACCGUCGUAUUCGCUUCUAAUGAUACUAAGAACAUUGCUCUUCAAGCUAAGGUAGAUAACUUGUUGGACCGCAUAAAAUGGGAUGACAAAGGAUUAGUUGUGGCAAUAGCACAAAAUGUUGACACUGGAGCGGUGUUAAUGCAAGGCUUUGCUAACAGAGAGGCGCUCUCCACAACCAUCACUUCUCGGAAAGCUACGUUCUUCAGUCGAUCAAGAUCAACCUUGUGGACUAAGGGAGAGACAUCCAAUAACUUCAUCAAUGUCCUUGAUGUUUAUCUUGACUGUGAUCGUGAUUCGAUAAUUUACCUUGGAACACCUGAUGGGCCUACGUGUCACACAGGGGCAGAGACAUGUUACUACACAUCGGUUUUCGAUCAACUAAACGAUAAUGAGGCUUCAGGAGAAAAGCUAGCAUCAACCACAUUGUAUUCACUAGAAUCAAUCAUUUCGAAGCGGAAAGAAGAAUCAACACUUCCUCAAGAAGGCAAACCGUCAUGGACUCGGAGGUUAUUGACCGAUGAUGCUCUGCUUUGCUCAAAGAUCAGGGAAGAAGCAGACGAGUUAUGCAGAACGCUUGAGGAUAAGGAGGAAGUAUCAAGAACAGCAUCAGAAAUGGCGGAUGUGUUGUACCAUGCGAUGGUGCUUAUGUCUAAAAGGGAUGUGAAGUUUGAAGAUGUUCUUGAAGUUCUUAGGAAACGCUUCUCUCAAUCUGGGAUCGAGGAGAAGCGAGGCCGCACAAAGUAA
Molecule: messenger RNA, 849 nt
Organism: Eruca vesicaria subsp. sativa (arugula)
Lineage: Eukaryota; Viridiplantae; Streptophyta; Magnoliopsida; Brassicales; Brassicaceae
Source: the annotation of a GenBank genome assembly